This is a messenger RNA of Pyrgilauda ruficollis (rufous-necked snowfinch), 805 nucleotides long. RefSeq names its product acid phosphatase 5, tartrate resistant (gene ACP5). Gene Ontology annotation, molecular function: acid phosphatase activity; ferrous iron binding; ferric iron binding. The record is from RefSeq and is a predicted model, not a curated record. Lineage: Eukaryota; Metazoa; Chordata; Aves; Passeriformes; Passeridae. Bases 1 to 684 code for a protein of 227 amino acids. The transcript has 2 exons. Gene Ontology annotation, biological process: bone resorption.
AUGCUGGCCCUGCUGCCCGUGUCCCUGCUGGCCGCGCUGGUCCCCGCGGUGGCCCCCGGGGGGGCUCUGUCCUUCCUGGCGCUGGGGGACUGGGGGGGGCUGCCCGAGCCCCCCUUUGUCACCCCCCGGCAGGUGGCCGUGGCGGGGGCCAUGGGCCGCGCUGUCACCGAGCUGGGCGGGGACUUCGUGCUGGCCCUUGGGGACAACUUCUACUACGAGGGCGUGCGCGACGAGUGGGACCCGCGCUUCCAGGUGAGCCCUGGGGACACGUGGGAUGGGCAAGUGAGACACGGGCACCGGGGCUGCAGGGAGCCCAAAGGUGUGUGGGGACCCCCAGACGUGCCCGGGGACCCCCAGAGGUGCCCGGGGACCCCUCGAUCCCUCCGGGGUAGCCCCGGGGGGGUCCCUCAGGUGCGUCCCCCCCCUGACCCCCCCUUCCCCCCGCAGUACCUGGAGGAGGGGGGGGUGGGCUACAUCCUGAGCGGCGCCGGCAACUUCAUGGAGGACUCGCGGCCGCACGAGGGCUCGGUGCCCCCCGGGGCGCUGCGCUUCUUCUUCGGGAGCCCCGCCAGCCCCGGCGGCUUCGCCCACGUGCGCCUGGAGCCCCGCGCCGCCACCGUCACCUUCCUGGAGGCCACCGGGCGCGUCCUGCACCGCGUGACGCUGCCACCGCGCCAGCUCUGAGGGCACGGGGACGGGGGGACACGGGGACCCCUUCCCUGGGGACACUGGGACAGCAGGACACAGGGACACUGGGGACAGGGGGACACUGGGGACACUGAGACCCCUUCCCUGGGGACACUGG